UGCAGUCAGCCAUUCAGUGAAUAGAAACGUGUGUGUCGUGAUACUUAUAUCUAAAAUUAAGCUUAUGAAAAUGUGGACUGAAUUGAUAACCGCAGCAUGCGUUGCUUUGAUGGUUUCUGGUGAAAGUAAUUCUCGCAUUGAUCAAGGAAUGAUCGAAGAUUCAUCCCUCGAGGCAACACGAACGGGGAAACAAAGCGGUUGGCAGAAGCAUAGGCCCCGUAUUUAUCCUUACCCCGAGUACGAUUACCAACCGGAACCCCAGCCGCAACCAGCCUACUACCCCAGAUCCGAACUGUACCACAAUCCACAAUCUGAACCAGCCUACUAUGCGCAGCUAGAUCCAGCCUACCAUGGACACCCAGAGCUGACCUUCUAUUCCAAGUACGAUCCGACUUACUACCCUAAGUACGUAUCGUACGAACAGUACAGGCCAUCGUACGACACCAAGCCGCAACCCUGUGGACACGAAUCUACCAAAACUCACACCCACGCUUCGUAUACGACACAUGCGCCUCACACGACAUAUCCUCCACAUUCGACGUAUGAACCGCAUACGACGUAUGCGCCCCAAACAACAACGUAUUCACCUCUUGCAUUGCCAUCGUUGCCAUCGUUGCCGGUGAAGAAUCCGCUGCAGGGGCUCAUCAUAAGUGACUUGCUUAACCGAGCGCUAUCGUCAACGACCCAACGGUAUAACUAUGAUCACUAGAGGGGAUCUCCAGAGUAUUUUAAGUACAUUGAUCCCAUGCAAUCAGUAUUAUCGUCGUUGAAAAGAUAUUUGUGUUGAUAAUGCAAAAAACAAUUAUCGCAAAAUGAAGCUAUUUUUUAUGUUUAGUCUUUAUUGAAUCUAAUUUAUUUAUUUAUUGUUGUAGGUAAUACAAAAUUGUGAUACAAAUAAACUUCACUAUUUUUCAUGAAAAAUAAA
Aedes aegypti (yellow fever mosquito) is the source of this 925-nucleotide messenger RNA. RefSeq names its product adhesive plaque matrix protein-like. NCBI's taxonomy places the organism in Eukaryota, Metazoa, Arthropoda, Insecta, Diptera, Culicidae. The transcript is spliced from 2 exons. Bases 65 to 709 code for a protein of 214 amino acids. The record is from RefSeq and is a predicted model, not a curated record.